GUUGGGAGUAGGCAUGUAACCCACAUGCUGGACUUUGACCUGGUAGAAACGGGCCUCUGUGUAUAAAAGUUACACUGUAUGGGAACACAGAUCUUGGCUCACUGAGGAUUUGGAGAUCAAGCCAUAUGUCUGGGUUUUGAUACAACAAGACCAGGGAAUGUCCAGCAUGAUGAUCUCUAUAUUUCUGACAGGGCUCUGCUUCCUGUUUCUCGGGCCCACUUGUUGCAGUGGCAGCAGGAUCCUAGUAGUGCCCGUUGAUGGCAGCCACUGGAUCAACAUGGAGGUGAUCCUCCGAAAGCUGCACUCCAGAGGCCACAUCAUGACUGUGCUGCGCUCUGACAAGAGCUGGUACAUCCCUAGUAACUCUUCCAUUUUUACUUCUAUUAAUGUGACCAUGCUGGAGGAUGAGACGGCGGACAUUAACUACUACAAUAAAAUGCUACUAGAUGUUAUGGAAUGCCGUAGGUUGCCGACGUUUAUGCGCACCUUCUAUCAACAGUACUUAAUCACAUCCCUGUUGGCAAAGGGCCAUGGGAUCAUGGCCAGAUCAGUUGCUACAAUGUUAGAUGACCCUGUUUUUAUGAAAAAAAUGCAAGACUCUAAGUUUGACUUAAUAUUAACGGACCCUGCUCUGCCUAUAGGUGUUGUUUUGGGUAGUUACCUUAAGCUGCCAAUGGUUUUCAAUGUGCGCUGGAUUAAUACUGGAGAGGGCCAUUUGACCAUAGCUCCCUCUCCAGUCUCCUAUGUUCCCGUGUCAGGAAGUGAACUUCACGAUCAGAUGGAUUUUCUGGAAAGAACCAAGAAUAUGUUACAUUCUAUCUAUAGUUUUGUUGAACAGCACUUUUUCAUUAACCCUGCCUACUCAGAUGUGUUCCAGCGGUAUUUCCCUCCUGGAACUGACUUGCUGUCUUUGCAGCUUGCAGCUGAUAUCUGGCUGGUGAGGACGGAUUUUGUCUUUGAGUUCCCUCGGCCCACCAUGCCCAAUGUGGUCUACAUAGGGGGGUUCCAGUGCACAAAGUCUGGUCCUCUUCCUGUUGAGCUGGAAGCCUUCAUGCAGAGCUCUGGAGAGCAUGGGGUUGUGGUCAUGUCUUUGGGGUCGCUGGUGUCAGCCCUGCCUCGUGAGACUACAGAGGCCAUUGCUGCUGCUUUUGCUCAGCUACCUCAAAAGGUGGUGUGGAGGUUUGUGGGUGAAAGGCCUUCAUCCUUGGGGAACAACACCCUUCUGGUUAAAUGGCUCCCUCAGAAAGACCUCCUGGGACACCCCAAGACUCGUGCCUUUGUAGCCCACGGAGGCACCAACGGCAUGUAUGAGGCCAUUUACCAUGGUGUUCCUGUUCUGGGCCUGCCACUCCUCUUUGACCAGUUUGACAACCUACUUCGGCUAAAGGAACGUGGGGCAGGUCGGGUAAUGGAGGCCAACUCACUCACCAAAGAAGACUUCCUGGAGGCUCUAAAGGACAUCCUGGAGACUCCCGCGUACCGUAACAACAUACAGCGUCUCUCACAGUUACACCACGAUCAGCCAAUGUCUCCUAUGGACACCGCCAUCUUUUGGAUUGAGUACGUCAUCCGGAACAAAGGAGCAGCCCAUUUGCAAUCAGCAGGUUUUAGUCUGCCUUGGUACUCCUACUUCUGCCUGGAUGUGGCUGUUUUAAUUAUGGCCCUCACUGGAGCCUUUGUCUGGGCUUCAGUCUUAGUCUGUAAGGUUAUCUGCUGCCGAAGUUCUCGGAGAAAGAGCAAAGCUGAGUAACUAAUUCGAACAUAACUUAUACUUAAUGCCUGCUGUAAGGGAAAUUAUACUGCACAAUUAAAAACAUUGUCAUGUUUGAACAUGUUUAUUAUACGUAAUCCUUAUUACAGAUGUCCUAAACUGCACUGCACGUAUAAUCAUGAAGUAUUUUUUCUUUGUUGAUCAUACAUCUUUUCCAUGUAUCCUUUACUCUACUGAACCUUAGCCUGAUUGUUUAUGAGAGUUACAUAUCUUGAUAUUUUCCAUGGCAAUGUAUUAAUACACGGACGGCAAGUACUGAUCUUUUAUUAUAUAAAUCAAUCUUUUAUUAUGUAAAUUGCACAUGAGAAUUUAAUAAUAUCCAUACCAUAAUAUCGUAUUGUGUGGCUUCUGGUGAUUCCCAUCCCUAAUUUCUGCAUCAAAUUCUAAACUUUGAAUCAAUCUCGGAACCCAUCGAUCUGAUGACAAUUUAGCCUCUGGGGGCAACAGCCAAUAUUUAGGGGGUUACAAUGUAGCCAGUGGAUAUCUGAGCCAAAACCUCCUCUUCUGCACACCGGCCGUUGUUUACCUGGUUUCAGAUUAGCAACUUGAGAUGCAAGAAUAGAGUUGAAGUUGAGAGACGAUGUCUCCGAGCGGAUUGUUUCUCUGCAUAUGAAUGCAGAUACAUGUUAAAAAAGCUAAUAAAAAGCUUAGUCAUUGUCAGAAGAUAGCAAAUGGUUUCCAAGAUUGUAUUUUGACCAAUGUGCUCCACCUUUUUUUGCUCUCCACACAGACUAUUUACCUGCAUGCAACCAAAGCUCACUCGAACGUGAUUGGUCAAUACUAAUCGGACUACAAACGGAAACCGGAUCGCUUUCGAUACCAAAAUCUUGUCCUGUUGCCUACAGAUUGUGCAUGUAGAUAUCGGUUUAUAGAGAUAAGUCAAAAUGUCAGCUUUGGGGAAAAAUCUGGAGCUGUUUUUAUAUUAAUUAGCUUAAAAUGUUAAUCAAAGUCUGCUAUUUUCAAGCUUUUCUAAGUUGGUUUCAAUAAUUGCAGUUCUAUUUUGAUUACAAAAAACAACUUUAUGGGUAAAGUGUGUUAACAAAAUGAUCUGACCUGAGAAUCAACAGGUGAUAGGUGGUAUAACAACCCAAAUUGAGGUUUUGUUUACCUAACAGUAGCAACACAUGUAUAUUAUCAUAUCAUUCAGAAUGUUUUAUCAAAGAUCUCACCGACACAAAUGGUGACAGCCUCCACCUUACAGCCUGA
Messenger RNA from Sander lucioperca (pikeperch), 2977 nucleotides. Its product is annotated as UDP-glucuronosyltransferase 2B15-like. The record is from RefSeq and is a predicted model, not a curated record. Gene Ontology annotation, molecular function: UDP-glycosyltransferase activity. NCBI's taxonomy places the organism in Eukaryota, Metazoa, Chordata, Actinopteri, Perciformes, Percidae. Bases 158 to 1750 code for a protein of 530 amino acids. The transcript is spliced from 2 exons.